AUGAGACAACACGUCCACCAUAGUUGUUGUGGAUAUCGACUUGAACUACAUAGAAGUCACCUUGAGCUAAACAUUGUGGUUGUUGACCGUUGUGAUAACAGAACUGUUGGUUAUUGCAUUGAGUUUGGCAUUGGUAUUGUUGUCCGUGAUAUUGAUUCUGAUAUUGUUGUCCUUGAUACUGUCCUUGAUAUUGUUGUCCUUGUUGGUAGUUUCCGUUGUACAACUGUCCUUGGUUGUAUCUCUGACCGUAUUGGUUGUAUUGAUUGUACUGUCCUUGGUUGUACUGUCCUUGGUUGUAUUGCUGACCAUAUUGAUUAUAUGGAUUAUAUUGUCCUUGGUAUUGUUGACCCUGACGGUACAGCAAAUCCUGGCUGA
Heterostelium album PN500 is the source of this 375-nucleotide messenger RNA. RefSeq lists its product as uncharacterized. The record is from RefSeq and is a predicted model, not a curated record. NCBI's taxonomy places the organism in Eukaryota, Evosea, Eumycetozoa, Acytosteliales, Acytosteliaceae. Bases 1 to 375 code for a protein of 124 amino acids. The transcript has 2 exons.